Molecule: messenger RNA, 1081 nt
Organism: Cucurbita moschata (crookneck pumpkin)
Lineage: Eukaryota; Viridiplantae; Streptophyta; Magnoliopsida; Cucurbitales; Cucurbitaceae
Product: 60S ribosomal protein L8
Exons: 2
Coding region: 78-860 (260 amino acids)
Biological process (GO): cytoplasmic translation
Cellular component (GO): cytosolic large ribosomal subunit; ribosome
Molecular function (GO): RNA binding; structural constituent of ribosome
Source: RefSeq, a predicted model, not a curated record
UCUUUUCUCAGUUCUCAAUUACAGCGCCACUUCCUCCCCUUCCCCCAAAUCACCCAAUCCCUAAUUCAGAUCCUCCAAUGGGUCGUGUCAUCAGAGCUCAACGUAAGGGUGCCGGAUCAGUUUUCCGGUCUCACACCCACCACCGCAAGGGUCCUGCCCGUUUCCGCUCUCUUGAUUUCGGGGAGCGAAAUGGUUACCUGAAAGGUGUGGUCAGUGAGAUCAUCCACGAUCCCGGUAGGGGUGCGCCGUUGGCCCGCGUCACCUUCCGCCACCCCUUCCGCUACAAGCACCAGAAGGAGCUCUUUGUCGCCGCUGAGGGUAUGUACACUGGUCAGUUCGUUUACUGUGGAAAGAAGGCUAACCUCGUCGUCGGUAAUGUGCUUCCCAUCAGAGCCAUUCCUGAAGGUGCUGUGGUUUGUAAUGUUGAGCACCAUGUUGGUGACAGAGGUGUGUUCGCUAGAUGCUCUGGUGAUUAUGCCAUUGUUAUCAGUCACAACCCAGAUAAUGAUACCAGCAGGAUUAAGCUACCAUCUGGAGCCAAGAAGAUUGUCCCAAGUGGGUGCCGUGCUAUGAUUGGUCAGGUUGCUGGAGGAGGAAGAACAGAGAAGCCUCUUCUGAAGGCAGGUAAUGCUUACCACAAGUUCCGUGUGAAGCGUAACUGCUGGCCCAAGGUUCGUGGUGUUGCUAUGAAUCCAGUUGAACAUCCCCAUGGUGGUGGUAACCAUCAACACAUUGGUCAUGCCAGUACCGUCCGCCGUGAUGCCCCACCUGGUCAAAAGGUUGGUCUCAUUGCUGCCAGAAGAACUGGUCGGCUCCGUGGACAGGCUGCCGCCACUGCUUCCAAGGCUGAUAAAGCUUAGAGCAAUAGUUUCAUGUGUUGGACGCUUAUUUUGCCUAAUCCUUAGCCCUUUUUCAUUAUGUUUGAUUGGAUUUGCAUUGUGUUGAAGAAGACCAUAUUUAGAAGUUUUUGUCCCAAGUUUUGUUACAACAUAGAUCCUUUUUUAACAUCAUCCUCUCUCCUAUUUUUGGUUGCUACAAUGAACUUGAGAACUUGAAUACCAAUUUAUCCCUCUCACAAUCA